This is a messenger RNA of Saitoella complicata NRRL Y-17804, 1035 nucleotides long. RefSeq lists its product as uncharacterized. The coding region runs from base 277 to 858 and encodes 193 amino acids. Gene Ontology annotation, molecular function: structural constituent of ribosome; RNA binding. The transcript is spliced from 3 exons. Gene Ontology annotation, biological process: cytoplasmic translation; ribosomal large subunit assembly. The record is from RefSeq and is a predicted model, not a curated record. Gene Ontology annotation, cellular component: ribosome; cytosolic large ribosomal subunit. NCBI's taxonomy places the organism in Eukaryota, Fungi, Ascomycota, Saitoellomycetes, Saitoellales, Saitoellaceae.
ACAACACAACUCUGAUGAUCUAUCUAUCGUCUUAACUAUGUAUCGAAUGUGUACUUGAGGAUCAGGAGAUGUUGUGUUGACUGUGGGCCAACGAUUUGGUUAUUAUCCGGGGGAGGAUGGAGUUGCGCCAACAUGAACAGGGUUUACGCGCGCGACUUGCGAAUCUGCGUGCAUUCGCCACCCCGCGCCACAACACCAAGCAAAAGGACUUUGCACUUCGAGACGUUCGGAAUUUGACGACCCAGCGACUAACCCGGCUUUCCUUCUCAAUAAAAGAUGUCUUCCAAGCAGAUCGGCGGUGCCAACAACGGCCAGACCCGCAACAUUGCGGCUUCCAAGGCCCCCAAGUUCUACCCGGCUGAGGACAUCUCCGCCGCCAAGGCUACCCGUAAGACUGCCCGGCCCGCCAAGGUCCGCUCCACCUUGAAGGCUGGUGCCGUCCUCAUCCUCCUCGCCGGCCGCUUCCGCGGUAAGCGUGUCGUCCUCUUGAAGACCCUCGCCGACGGUACCCUCCUCGUCACCGGUCCCUUCAAGAUCAACGGUGUCCCCCUCCGUCGCGUCAACGCUGCCUACGUCAUCGCCACCUCCACCUCCGUCGAUGUCUCCGCCGUUGAUGUUGCCAAGUUCGACGAGGCUUACUUCAAGCGCGAGAAGAAGUCCGCUUCCAAGAAGGGUACUGAGGCCGAGUUCUUCGGUGAGGGUGCCAAGAAGCAGGUUUCCGAGUCCCGUGUUGCCGACCAGAAGGCCGUCGACAAGGCUAUCCUCGAGGCCGUCAACAAGACCUCCAACUUGAAGUCUUACCUCGCUUCUUCCUUCUCCCUCAACAAGGGUGACCGCCCUCACCUCAUGAAGUUCUAAGCGUAUCGCUUUUGAACUCAUGGGUAAAAUGAUGUCGAUACUUUGUUAGUUGGAUUGUCUAGGUACGCCUAGUCGCGGGUAUUGUGGAUUGGAGUUUUUUGGGGAUUUGCUUAGUUAGGUCUUUGCCGGUUCUUGGAAGGCAUCAAUACACUCCUCCAAAACAACUCAGAGCCUCUG